AUGGACGAGUUAUCAGUGAUAGACAUAGUAUGCAUAGGUACACUUAUUGGAGCUGUUUUACUAGCUCUUUGUAUCCUUGUAUUAGGCCUGAGAAGAAAUUACUCCUCUACCAGAGCCACCCAUAGUCAAGACUCUUUGGGUUUGCAGGCAUUGGAGAAUUCCUCAAAUGAGGACUCUGAGGGCUUGGAGAGACAUGUAUUGGAGGCUCUGCCAGUGUUUGAGUACAAAUCACAUGAUGGGGACCAGUGUGCAGUCUGUCUUUCUGAAUUUGGAGGUACUGAAAGAGCAAAGCUAUUGCCCAACUGCAAUCACUACUUUCAUAAAGAUUGUAUAGAUAUAUGGUUUCGUUUGCACACUUCUUGCCCUGUUUGUAGAACCAGAGUGCAGCCCAAUUCAUCUUCAAGCUUUGUGGACAUGGAGAAAGUAAUUCAUCAUCAAAAAGAAUAUAGAUCUAUCAAUCGCCAUAACCCUUUCUUGAGCGAUCCAGAGUAUUCAAUGCAAAGCAGACGUUUACAGUUCUGUAGUGAUGAGGCUUAUGGAACAAAAGAUGUCAACAAUGGUUUUGUCACACGGUUUAUACGAUGCCCACCUGCAUUGAAGAUAUCUAAGGUCGUUUGUAUUGAGACACUCCAAGGUAGCGAUUAG
This is a messenger RNA of Cryptomeria japonica (Japanese cedar), 645 nucleotides long. RefSeq names its product RING-H2 finger protein ATL74-like. The transcript has 2 exons. The record is from RefSeq and is a predicted model, not a curated record. NCBI's taxonomy places the organism in Eukaryota, Viridiplantae, Streptophyta, Pinopsida, Cupressales, Cupressaceae. Bases 1 to 645 code for a protein of 214 amino acids.